This is a messenger RNA of Topomyia yanbarensis, 1728 nucleotides long. RefSeq lists its product as uncharacterized. The transcript has a single exon. The coding region runs from base 1 to 1728 and encodes 575 amino acids. Lineage: Eukaryota; Metazoa; Arthropoda; Insecta; Diptera; Culicidae. The record is from RefSeq and is a predicted model, not a curated record. Gene Ontology annotation, molecular function: RNA-DNA hybrid ribonuclease activity; nucleic acid binding.
AUGCAGAGGGAAGAAAACGGAGUGCCACAAGGAUCAGUACUCGCGGUCACCUUAUUCCUCAUCGGCAUCAACGACGUUUUUCGACACCUUCCCAAGGGCAUCUACAUACUCAUUUACGCGGACGACAUCGUGCUGUUGGCCUCGGGACAGAACGCUCGUAGAACGAAAACGAAACUCCAAACAGCUAUGAGAAAGGUAACGGAAUGGGCUGAUAAGGUCGGAUUCAGCAUGGCCGCAGAAAAGAGCGUGACAACACACAUAUGCAAACACCUGCAUCAUCCAUGGCGGCAAAAAAUUACGGUAGGCGGAACGACGGUUCCAUUCAGGAAGACUGCGAAAAUAAUAGGUGUGACAUUCGACCGAAAACUCUCUUUCAAACCCCACUUUGCAAAGGUAAAAGCGGAGGCGCAAUCCAGGGGCCGCCUUAUCAAAACUAUCAGCAGCAGACAUAAUAACGGGAACAGACAGUCACUUCUACAAGUCGGAAACAGCGUGAUCACCAGCAAAUUGCUAUACGGAACUGAAAUCACUGCAAGAGUAUUCAACGACAUGGUGGCAGCUCUAGGACCAACAUACAACAAAAUGAUCAGAAAUUGUUCUGGACUACUGCCGAGCACUCCAGCACUAAGCAGUUGUAUCGAAGCAGGAGUCCUACCUUUCGAUGCAAUGGUAGCUUCAUCAACGAUUCGUAAAACAGUUAGCUUUCUUGAAAAAACGGACGGCAACUACGAUCCAACAUCCGCUGUCACCGAACAAAUCUACGAAGCUUUUUCCUCAAUCGCCUGCCCUCCUAUCGCUAGACUCCACACUGUCUGGGAUCGUCGAUGGAACCACAAAGGACCCAUAAUCGAUUGGGAUAUUAAAAAAAGCCUAAAAGCUGGGGAUCCACCGCAGAAAGCGACUGCUGUAUUUAACGAAAUCCUAAACCGAAAAUAUAAUAACUACGAAGUUAUCUACACAGAUGGGUCCAAAUGCGAUACGACAGUAGGAAUCGGUAUCACGGGUAACAACCAGGGAAUCUUCUACAAAUUACCAGGCAUUUGUUCCAUUUUUUCAGCCGAGGCGGCAGCCAUGCACACGGCUCUGGCUCGACACACUACAAACACAAAGAAGUCAAUAGUGCUUUUUACCGACUCUGCUAGCGUGUUAGCUGCUUUGGAGAAAGGCUCCCUGAAACAUCCCUGGAUUCAGGCGAUAGAAAACAUUUGCGAUGAAAGAACAACACUCUGUUGGAUCCCAGGGCACUGCGGAAUCAAUGGCAACCACGAAGCAGACAGGCUCGCAGCACUCGGAAGAAGAAGUACACUACUUACAAACGAAGUCCCGGGAACGGACAUUAAGCAAGACAUCGAAAGGCGGAUUCGAACUGAAGUAGAAUCAAAAUGGAGAAUCGAACGAAAUUUAUUCCUUCGAAAAAUCAAAGGAAAUCUCACUAGAUGGGAUGAUCGCGCCUCGAGAAAAGAACAGCAAAUUUUCUCCCGACUCAGGACCGGUCACACGAUGCUAACUCAUAAGGGUUUAUUUCAGGGAGGCAACCGUACAGAUUGUCGAACUUGCAACGUGGCACUUACUGUGGAACACCUCCUCACCAGAUGCCCCGAAUACAAAGAACUGCGGGAACGGUAUCAGAUCGGGGACUCUAUUCGAGACGCGUUGAGCAACGAUCCUGUGAAGGAAGAAAAGCUAAUAUGCUUUCUCAAAGAUGCACAACUUUACAACCAAAUUUAA